AUGACCACAGCACCGCGUUCAGGUGCUUCAGCGGCGCCUUGGCCACUAGCUCUACUCUUCACGCAAUCUCCAAUUCUUUGUUGCACGUUGAGCCGCUCCUUAUUCAUCUCCAGCGUGGUCAUGUCCGCGCCCACCUCUUUUGGCAACUCUGUGGCCACCAGCGCGGCCUUUCCGCAGCUACUGGAGCGGCUCCUUGGUCACCAGCUCUCCUUCUUCAGCUUGAGCAGCUCUAGGUUUACAGCAGACACGACUUUGACCUGCAAUCGCCGCCUUCCACAGGAUGAGAAGCUUCCCAUAGCACGUUCGUGA
Phytophthora infestans T30-4 is the source of this 309-nucleotide messenger RNA. RefSeq lists its product as uncharacterized. Bases 1 to 309 code for a protein of 102 amino acids. The transcript has a single exon. NCBI's taxonomy places the organism in Eukaryota, Oomycota, Peronosporomycetes, Peronosporales, Peronosporaceae. The record is from RefSeq and is a predicted model, not a curated record.